Messenger RNA from Chara braunii, 2096 nucleotides. The record is from the annotation of a GenBank genome assembly. Lineage: Eukaryota; Viridiplantae; Streptophyta; Charophyceae; Charales; Characeae.
AGUAGUUAUGAUUUACAAAGGAUCUGAUGGUGUGCUGAUGCCUUGGUCGAUGCCCCCCCCCCCCUUCAUGUUCUAAAACAAACACCCUCAAUGUUCUCGGGGCCAGAUAAUGGUCGCGCCUGGGGUGGGCCUGGCGUGAAGAGGAUACGUGAGGGGGAGGAGGAGGAGGAGGAGGAGGAGGAGGAGGUCGCGCUAGGGGGAGGAGGAGGAGGAGGAGGAGGUUGUGCGAGGCGGACGAGGGGUCGCACAAGGGGUAGGAGGAGCUCCAAAGAGGGGGAGGAGGAGGUGGCACAAAGGUCGUGUAAGGGGGAGGAGGUCGGAAGACGAUGUGCGAGGGGGAAGUGCAUAUCGUGCAAGGACGAGCAGGAGAUCACGCGGAGGUUGUGUGGAGGUCGGACGAGGUGGGAGGAGAUCGCACACGCGGGAUUAGGAGGUCAAAAGAGGACGCAUGAGGAAGAGGAGGUAGGACAAGGAGGAGGAGCUGGAGGAGGCCAGAGGAGAGGUGGGAGAAGGUCGCGCAACGGGGAAGAGAAGGUUCCAACACCAUGUGCAAGGGGGAAGUGCAGGUCACGCAAGGACAGGGAGGAGGUGGCACGAGGGGGAGGAGGUCGUGGAAGGGGCAGGAGCAGGUUGCACAAUGGGGACAGGUUGCAGGAGGUCGUGGGGGAGGGGGAGGGGAGGAGGGGUGGCAUUCCGGACGGAGGCAUGGAGAUGGAGAAAGAGAGGGGACGCAGAUGUGAGUGGGUUAUGGAUGCGUUGUAUGUGGGACUAGAAAGGCGACAAAUCCCAACCUCUCUGGCUCACGGUCAUCAAAGGUGGUGCAUCUGUCUCCUAGCACUAGGUGUUAUCACUGGGUAUCACCUGCUCACCAGCUCUGCUGCCGCAUUUCGACUGAGUGCACAUCCACCGCCGGCGACCUCCCGGAGGCCAAACGGUGAGGGCCCUGAGUUUUGCUCCCGAGCGCAAAGCAGAGUUGCGAGGUCGAUUCUUUCUGAGUAUCUUCUGCCUGUUGUGGAGAAGGAAUGGGCGUACGCUUUCUCGGAGAAAUGUCUGCUUAACCCUGCGAGAGACAUGUUCCACAUGCAAGAGGGAAACAAGAGCGGGUCCAACCGCAUGGACUGGAAAUGCUUAUACUGUGGCAAAGGAUUCUAUGCGGAAGUCUACAUCGACAAACACAUGGAUAACCGCCACAAGGACAAGGUGGUAAAUGGCGGAGUAUGCCUGGGGGACAUGUGUGAUGUACUUCAUUGUAACGAAUGGGAGGCAAACAAAGACGGUGCCACUGUGAGAGGGAAAUGCCAGUCUCAGGUCAUGGAAAAGAGGUACCACCGUUGCCAGUCGAUUGCACUCUCUUGCUUUCCGUUGGAUGGUGGCCCCGCGUCAGCGCGGUUAAAUGAGUUUUUCAUGAGGCAAUUCUGUGCAGCACACACUUGUGACAGCAGACGGAAAUUGUUUUCGGAGGGAAGAACGGUGAAGUCUAGCAGUUCGUGGCUCACAUUUAAGAUUAUUUCUGUCUUUGGUUUGCUCGUGGUCUUCUAUGGUUGCUUCUAUGCUUGCAACAAAGGUGUUGUAAAACAGGCACUGACGUCAAGGCCAUCGAGAAAAUCCAGUAGCUUAAAGUCAAAGGGCGAAUAAUGAACAACCUCUGCAGUCAAUGUCUUACUGACCAUCAGGACUUCUGAAGCAGUGAAAGGGAAGGAAAGAGAGAAAGGUCUGAGGUCCCUUUCGUCUUAGGGGUAUAGGCCAUUGUUUUCUAGUUUUAGCAAUUCCAUAGGGUGUCUUAUGGCUCCAGUUAUUGAUGGAGUAGAGGGAUCUCUUUGCAACUCAAUCUUCUCGUGUUCUUUGCUGAAGGGGUUUUGGAGGCUGGGGGUUUUGCUGUUAUUGAGCAAAGGAAGGGGUCAAGCGCUGUGGAGGACAAAAUGACACAAGUUAGAGGAGGUGGCCUGAGUGCUGUUCAACCAUCACAAUGGUAGAAAAGUACAGGUUGGGGGAGAAAAUGCUCCACAAUGCAUUCAUUUCAUUUUAAUAGUAGUGUUGACUUGCGUGAAUGCUGAAUGUUAGUGAUCUGAAUUCCCAAAUCAACUGGUCAGUACGCA